Poecilia latipinna (sailfin molly) is the source of this 505-nucleotide messenger RNA. RefSeq names its product ciliary associated calcium binding coiled-coil 1 (gene cabcoco1). The transcript has 4 exons. The record is from RefSeq and is a predicted model, not a curated record. Bases 24 to 488 code for a protein of 154 amino acids. NCBI's taxonomy places the organism in Eukaryota, Metazoa, Chordata, Actinopteri, Cyprinodontiformes, Poeciliidae.
AUCCAUUCUCUGUUUGUAGUAAAAUGGAGAACAUUCUGGGUUUCAUAAACCACCGGACCUGUAUCAGAGAGGCUGUCCUCCUUCAGCACUAUUUGUCUGCAUUCUGGUGGGCUAAAGAUGCCAAGUUUAGCCCCACACAGAUCUCUUUCACCAUGGCUGUACUCCAUAUACUGCUGGGAAAUCUAAGAGAAAAACAGAUGAGUUCAGUGGAUAAUAUGGUGGUGUUCAUGAAAGCCAUGACUGCUGCCUGCCACUGUGCUCCUUCUGAAGAACAUGGCACUUCACUUUUGAACAAUAAUGAAGCCAAAGCACUGAUAUGCUAUGUAACAAAAAGUCUCAUUCGGAAAUACAAACUAUAUGAACUUCUCUUCAUGAAAUCCACAGAGGAGCAUCUGACAGGGAUGGAGAGGACCAUUCAGAGAUUUGGCUGUCAAGAUGCUCAUACCUCACUGGAGGAAAGCAUUUCCACCUACUUCUACUUUAAGUAAAUAAAUUUAAAAUUUCA